CAUAUAAAUGCAUCGGUAGCUGUAUGUUACUAACUGCACCAGUUCUAUGGAACUGGCUAUUGUGGCUACAUUGUAACCCUUGUUGGGAAUUCUCACACCCGUACUUUAUAACUGUUGAGCGCCCCUUUUGGGUCCAAGGGUCUAAGUAAACAUCUGAUUACCGAAUAGUAUACAAUUGUAUUGUCUAUUUUCUACUAGCAUGCCGCUGGAUAAAAAACAGACGCACAGCGGGGCACGCGACAGCCCCCCUCAGUCGGAGGAGUCAGAAAGCGGCUGGUCAGGAGAUGACGAUGAGUUUGACUGCUACGAAAGCGUGGACGACCGACCGCAACAGGUUGAUGACCGUCUUUUCAUCGGCUCAAUGGCAGCUGAGCACAACUUGGAGGGCAUGCGGGCCGCGGGGAUAACACAUGUACUGCAGGUUGCGGAGGGGCUGUCCCCCUCCCACGCCUCCGAGGGCCUGAGCUACCGGUCCGUGCAGGUGGCGGACCUGCCGGGGGAGGAUCUGGUGGCGCACUUUGGCAGGUGCUUCGAGUUCAUAGCGGAGGCGCAUGGAGGGGGAGGCGGCGUGCUGGUCCACUGCGUGGCGGGGGUGUCCCGCUCCGCCACCGUGUGUAUGGGCUGGCUCAUGUGGCGGCACAAGGUGUCGGCAGAUGACGCCUUCCGCCGGGUGCACCGUGUCCGCCCCUGGGUGGCGCCCAACCCGGGGUUCAGGGAGCAGCUGGAGCGGUUCGGCAGGCUGGGCUGCGACCUCAGCAGGUGGACCGCAUGGCGUCACGUGUGGCGGGAGCGCGAGGAGCCGCUCACGUUGCUGCUGCGGGACCUGGAGGAGGAGGGGCGGGAGCUGGAGCGGGAGAGGGAGCGGC
Molecule: messenger RNA, 866 nt
Organism: Astrephomene gubernaculifera
Lineage: Eukaryota; Viridiplantae; Chlorophyta; Chlorophyceae; Chlamydomonadales; Astrephomenaceae
Source: the annotation of a GenBank genome assembly